AUGGUGUUUUUGAUUAAUAGUAACAAAUCUGAUCAUUUCCCAUCCAACUGCACUCCUGAACUUCAUCAUGGUCUCCAGAAAUUCAUCAUUCUACAAAAUCACAUCAACUUUGAAACUCACACGUCCCCAGGAACACUGACUCUGGGUUCCCUCUAUCCCUCUGCCACAGCAGAUGGGCACGUCCUUAUGAUCAAUGAGUGGGGCCAUCUCCUGGGCCGCUUGGCAGCCAUCAUGGCAAAGCAAGUCCUCCUGGAGUACAAGGUGGUCGUAGUUUGCUGGGAAGGCAUCAACAUUUCAGAAAACUUCUACUGGAACAAGCUAAAAUACCUGGCCUUCCUCUCAAAGCAAAUUAACACAAAGCCUUCAAGAGGCCCUUAUCACUUCAGAGCCCCCAACUGCAUUUUCUGGAGGACUGUUAGAGAGAUGCUUCCCCACAAGACCGAGCAUGGUCAGGCUGCCUUGGAACACCUUAAAGUGUUUGAUGGCAUUCCCCCACCAUGUGACAAACUGAAACACAUGGCCGUCCCAGCUGCUCUCAAAAUGGUCAGACUGAAGCCAAUGAGAAAGUUUGCUUAUCUGGGGCACAAGGCCCAUGAAAUUGGUUGGAAGUAUCAGGCAGUGACUGCUAUGUUGGAAGAGAAUAGGAAGGAGAAAGCCAAGAUCCAUUAUAGAAAGAAAAAGAAGCUCAUGAAACUAUGCAAGCAAGCUGAGAAGAAAGUGGAACGCAAAAUUCACAAGUACACAAAGGUGCUGAAGAAACAGGGGCUGCUGGUGUGA
Dromiciops gliroides (monito del monte) is the source of this 777-nucleotide messenger RNA. Its product is annotated as 60S ribosomal protein L13a-like. Gene Ontology annotation, biological process: negative regulation of translation; translation. Gene Ontology annotation, cellular component: cytosolic large ribosomal subunit; ribosome. Gene Ontology annotation, molecular function: structural constituent of ribosome; mRNA binding. The record is from RefSeq and is a predicted model, not a curated record. Lineage: Eukaryota; Metazoa; Chordata; Mammalia; Microbiotheria; Microbiotheriidae.